UGCGGCGCGGGCUGCUGUUUCUCCUGAGGGCUGAGGGGCGCUCAGAUUAAGACAGGUGGCUCCGCGAGCGUCGGGGCCAGCAGCCACCUGUGAGCCUCCUGCAACUGCGGGCGGCAGUGGCAUCUCCGGCCGGAGACAGGAGGAGACGCUCGGCGGACCCCGCCCGCCGGCCCGCCGGCCCGCCGGGCGCAUACACAGGCGCACACACACUCGCAUCCGCGCGCACACGCACAGCCAGCCCGCAGCAGCAGCCGCAGCGAUGCUCGCCAGCAGGUUGGGGAAGUUUCCCGCCGGCCCUGGCCACGGGCCCGAGUGCUCGCAGGUGUAGCGCCCCCGCGCGGUGCGCGGGCGGUUGGAAGUCUCCAGCAUGACCCGCCAGAGCUUGUGGGAUGUGUCGGAGACCAACGUCGAGGACGGAGAUAUCCGCAUCAACGUAGGGGGUUUCAAGAGGCGGCUGCGCUCGCACACGCUGCUGCGCUUCCCUGAGACUCGCCUAGGCCGCCUGCUGCUCUGCCACUCGCGCGAGGCCAUUCUGGAGCUGUGCGAUGACUACGACGAUGUCCAGCGUGAGUUCUACUUUGACCGCAACCCCGAGCUUUUCCCCUACGUGCUGCAUUUCUACCACACUGGCAAGCUUCACGUCAUGGCGGAGCUGUGCGUAUUCUCCUUCAGCCAGGAGAUUGAGUACUGGGGCAUCAACGAGUUCUUCAUUGACUCCUGCUGCAGCUACAGCUACCACGGCCGCAAAGUGGAGCCUGAGCAGGAGAAGUGGGACGAGCAGAGCGACCAAGAGAGCACCACGUCCUCCUUCGACGAGAUCCUGGCCUUCUACAACGACGCCUCCAAGUUCGAUGGGCAGCCCCUGGGCAACUUUCGCAGGCAGCUGUGGCUGGCGCUGGACAACCCUGGCUACUCAGUCCUGAGCCGGGUCUUCAGCGUCCUGUCCAUCCUGGUGGUGUUGGGUUCCAUCAUCACCAUGUGCCUCAACAGCCUGCCGGACUUCCAGAUCCCUGACAGCCAGGGCAACCCUGGUGAGGACCCCAGGUUCGAAAUCGUGGAGCACUUUGGCAUCGCCUGGUUCACUUUUGAGCUGGUGGCCAGGUUUGCUGUGGCCCCUGACUUCCUCAAGUUUUUCAAGAAUGCCCUAAACCUUAUCGACCUCAUGUCCAUUGUCCCCUUUUACAUCACUCUGGUGGUGAACCUGGUGGUGGAAAGCACACCUACCUUGGCCAACUUGGGUAGAGUGGCCCAGGUCCUGAGGUUGAUGCGGAUUUUCCGCAUCUUAAAGCUGGCCAGGCACUCCACUGGCCUCCGCUCCCUGGGGGCUACCUUAAAAUACAGUUACAAAGAAGUAGGGCUGCUUUUGCUCUACCUCUCUGUGGGGAUUUCCAUUUUCUCUGUAGUGGCCUACACUAUUGAAAAGGAGGAGAACGAGGGCCUGGCCACCAUCCCUGCCUGCUGGUGGUGGGCCACUGUCAGUAUGACCACUGUGGGGUACGGGGAUGUGGUCCCAGGAACCACAGCAGGGAAGCUGACUGCCUCUGCCUGCAUCCUGGCAGGCAUCCUAGUAGUGGUACUGCCCAUCACCUUGAUCUUCAAUAAAUUCUCCCACUUUUAUCGGCGCCAAAAGCAACUUGAGAGUGCUAUGCGCAGUUGUGACUUUGGAGACGGAAUGAAGGAGGUCCCUUCCGUCAAUUUAAGGGACUACUAUGCCCAUAAAGUUAAAUCCCUCAUGGCAAGCCUGACAAACAUGAGCAGGAGCUCACCAAGCGAAUUAAGUUUAAAUGAUUCCCUACAGUAGCGAGAGGACUUGUCAGCCUCAAAGUCACAUUGUUGAGCUGCCUCUAGCGGCCCUGGCACAGGCCAGUCACCUUAGGGUUAUGGCGUAAGGAGUACGGCCAGCCCCAAAGGGGAGAGAUGCAUGGGAUAUGCGCCCCAGGUUGCUUUCACAGUAUUUAGAAUCACUUUUAGAGGGUGGUGUGUCUGCACCAUGCCUCUGCGGCUUCAGUGAAUGACACUCACUGGUGUUUGCAUCAUGGGCAUACAAUGUUCACAUUUCGGCUGGAUGAGUACCACCCAGAAUGCUAAUUUUUCUGUUCACCAUGUACUCUGCUCUAGUGCUCGUGACCCAGUACUGUCUGUGAGGUUUUUGUGCUCCUUUUUCUAAGGUUGUCAUGUGAGUUCUGUACAAAAAGCCCCUAUACGUCUGUCCAGUGGAAACACAUCCUAUGGGGUUAGCGAGGAUAUGAUGGGAUUUUGCUCACCUCAUGUGAAAACAAAAUCUCUGUUUUUUAUUCAUUGCUCUCAUUUAGUUUUAAUACCAAAACAAAGAGAAUGUGAUGUUCAGCACAUGACCAGUUCAAGUCUGUGAGUUGUUUUCUGAAUGACCUGUAGCUCUGUGACUUGCAUGGGUACGUCGGUCGCCUUUAGAACACUGUGUGAGGGUGUUCACCUCUUAAAUGUUGCUCUUUAGAGAAUGUUACUCUGUUAAACAUGUAGUGAAGAUAGAAAAUUGUUUUCCUAGAACAAAUGCUUUAAGGACAGGGGCUUCAGCUAAACAUAGGUCAAAUGAUAGGGUGCUUAAAGACUUUUCAAAGUCAGGCCUCUGUCUUUCCUGGGGUACCCGUGGAGGCAUUCAUUUCUAGCUGAGGUUCCUGGUUUAGGCCAUUUGACCCAACUUUGCUGUGUUUUAGAUAGUAGCAUGUUUUUGAAAUAUUUUUUUUUAAUGUUUAGAAAUAAGGUCGUGUUGUCUUUUUCAACUGAAAACAGGUUUACUGUUGUGUUGUUUCCCUGAAGCAAACAUUGUCGGGUUGCAGCAAGGGCAGUAGCUUAGAAACUUUGUUGCCUGUUCUGCAAGCUUGUAAAAUGAGAACCCUUUUACUGCCAAGCAGAAUUUACUUAGAUCAUUUUGCUUCUAGGAUAUAGUAUGUUAUAUGCAGUGAUGUAAUUUCCUGGGAGUUCCUGGUGUGGCGUGGAAAUCUGGUGAUGUGAAAGUAUGUACUCAAAACACAGGAAUGUGUGAAGGCUGUGAUGCUUACCAGGACGGAAAUACUGUCGUCCUUAUUUCCAUUUCAACUGCCUUUUGUUGGAGGAGGGUGGGAAGAGGCAGAAGAAAGGAAAGAGUUGUAAAACAAAACGUUGCCACUGUCAU
Messenger RNA from Molossus molossus (Pallas's mastiff bat), 3151 nucleotides. RefSeq names its product potassium voltage-gated channel modifier subfamily S member 2 (gene KCNS2). The record is from RefSeq and is a predicted model, not a curated record. Gene Ontology annotation, molecular function: voltage-gated potassium channel activity; protein binding. Gene Ontology annotation, cellular component: voltage-gated potassium channel complex; membrane. Lineage: Eukaryota; Metazoa; Chordata; Mammalia; Chiroptera; Molossidae. Gene Ontology annotation, biological process: potassium ion transmembrane transport; protein homooligomerization; regulation of delayed rectifier potassium channel activity. Bases 368 to 1801 code for a protein of 477 amino acids. The transcript has 2 exons.